Cariama cristata (Red-legged seriema) is the source of this 1099-nucleotide messenger RNA. Its product is annotated as GRAM domain-containing protein 4-like. The transcript has 9 exons. Gene Ontology annotation, biological process: negative regulation of toll-like receptor 9 signaling pathway; apoptotic process. Lineage: Eukaryota; Metazoa; Chordata; Aves; Cariamiformes; Cariamidae. The record is from RefSeq and is a predicted model, not a curated record. The annotation marks the transcript as partial.
UGGAUUGUCUGUUUCUUGCCCAAGGAACCCCCAAAAGAGGACCUGACCGUGUCUGAAAAGUUUCAGCUUGUUCUAGACGUGGCUCAGAAGGCGCAGAACCUUUUUGGCAAGAUGGCAGACAUACUGGAAAAAAUUAAAAACUUGUUCAUGUGGGUCCAGCCAGAAAUAACACAGAAGCUUUACAUUACUCUAUGGGCAGCUUUUAUUGCAUCCUGCUUUUUGCCCUACAGGAUUAUUGGACUUGCAAUGGGACUCUAUGCUGGAAUCAAGUUUUUCCUUAUUGAUUUUAUCUUCAAACGAUGCCCUAGACUAAGAGCUAAGUAUGAUACUCCUUAUAUCAUCUGGACAAGUCUCCUGACAGAUCCUCAGCUCAAAGAAAGAUCUAAUGCUACAGUGUCAAGACGGCUCCAAACAGCAGCAUCCAGAAGUUAUGUGGGCUCAAGUGCCCCAACUGGAAUAAGCAAAGAUGAAGAGACAAGUCGUUUUCAUACCACCAAGAGGGGGAAUUUCCAUGAAGUUUUUAACCUGUCGGAAAAUGAGCGUCCUUUGGCAGUGUGUGAAAAUGGCUGGCGCUGUUGCUUAAUUAACAGAGAUAGGAAGAUGCCUACAGACUACAUCAGAAAUGGAGUUCUUUAUGUCACAGAAAAUUACUUGUGCUUUGAAAGCUCCAAAUCUGGCUCAUCUAAAAGAAAUAAAGUUAUAAAGCUAACGGAUAUAACAGAUAUUCAGAAGUAUAAAGUGCUCUCUGUUCUCCCGGGAUCAGGGAUGGGUAUUGCUGUAUCGACACCAUCUACACAAAAACCUUUGGUGUUUGGUGCCAUGGUACACAGAGAUGAAGCUUUUGAGACAAUUUUCAACCAGUAUGUGAAAAUAACCUCUGCAUCAUCAAGCAGUGAGAGCUAGUAUCUUGUCUUAGAAGAUCUAAAGGAAACUUUCUUAUUUUACAACUUGGUAGUGAAAAAAAUGAACAUCCUCAUCUGUUUCGCAAUAAUUUUUCUUGUCUGGUGGUUUAUAUUCUAUCUGUUACAUAAAUCAAGUGUAUUUUAUAUAUGCCUUCAUGUUUGUUUUUAAGGUUUUUGUAAGAAAAAAAACAAAAAAC